AAUGAGUUUAAUUUCCCCCAGAGAUGAUCCAAUGUAGGUGCUUAGUAGCUCGGGUUCAUGGUUAUAAUUUGUAGUUACCCAACUCCUGGACACUCUGACUCACACUGCCACCACACUUCUGCAACAAUCAGCAGCUCCUCAGCCUUCAUUUCCUUUUCUUCACUGUACAGCCCUGCCUUGGCAAAGCACAACCACUUAACUACAAACCACCAGCGUUUCUAACAGAAGUAGUCUCUGCUUCCAAAAGGAUGUGAACACUGCUGGUGAGGCCAACGUUUAUUGCCUAACCCCAAGCGUCCUGGAGAAAAUACUGGUGAGCUACCUUCUCGAACUGCUGCCCAUGUGAAAUAGGUCUUUCAACCAGCAAAUGCGAUCCACCACCAUCUAACUAACAUCAAGGCUUGCGGAAUGGAAGGGAAGAUCAACAAAAAGGAAAGUAACUGUGAAGGAAAAUGCAAUAUUACCGAAGGCUUGCAUAAAGGCAAAAAUUGCAAAUCAUCUGUGAUCACUCUUAAUGUAGGUGGGCACCUGUACACAACGCAGAGAUACACUUUAACCAAAUAUGCUGAUUCCUUACCAGAAGCUUUGGUGAAUGGCAAAAUUCAGAAUACUGUUGAUGCCAACGGGAAUUACUUCAUAGAUCGUGAUGGCACACUGUUCAGGCAUGUCCUCAACUUCCUACGAAAUGGCGAGCUUCUCUUACCAGAAGGAUUUCGAGAGUUUCAACUUUUGGCAAGGGAGGCAGAAUUCUAUCAAAUAAAGCCUCUGACAGAUGCUCUGAAGGCCAAAUCAGCGAGCAUGAGGGAAGGGUCAGAAAGUACAUUCCUGGAAAUAAUUGACAACCACGAUCGCUCUCAUGGUCUCAGAAUCUACUGCAAUUCUUCGGAUUUCAUAACAAGAGUAAAAACACGCAUUAUUCAAGUGUCAAAAAGCCGCCUAGAUGGGUUUCCGGAGGAAUUUGUCGUGUCAUCCCAUGCCAUCCAGUUUAAGUACUUCAUUAAAUCAGAAAGUGGUGCACGGCUUGUCCUAAAAGAAGAUAAUACCUUUAUAUGCACACUGGAGACCCUAAAGUUUGAGACGGUCAUGAUGGCUUUAAAGAGUGACUUCAAGUUACUGACCAGCUUGGAUAGUUCCAAAGGGUCAAUCGUUCAGUGUGAUGCACUUCAUUUUCGGAAGUAAAUCUUGCUUUACAAAUAAUACAGAAGAGUGCUGCAUAUCACAGUAAUAAACACUGAGGUAACAAGGGCCCUUUUGCAACUAUCAAAAUAUGGUAAAAUAGGCUGCUUGGUAGAUUAACAUAAUGAUGUAACGUACUAUGCACCACUAAAUUGGAAAAAAAGUUCAAAGCUCCCAAUUACAUUAUGAUUUGCAAUUUGUCCACAAGCAUCUCAUUCCAUCGUAUCAGUUCCAAUUGUAAUUGGCUUGCUUUGCUGAAUAAGAAUAUAAAAUAAAUAAAUAUGGACCUUGUAUUACUCGAACAUUCGGUACAGCAAAAAUAAAACUUCACUCCAAAAACUUUCAUAGCCUCAAUUUUCAAAAUAUCUAUAGUAAUAUUUCCAACAUAGAUUUCUCGCUUUUUUCAGCAUGAAACACUUCAGGAAAAUAUUCCAUUCUCUCAAGGUGAUAUGAUAUGCAAGUAUCAUAGUACUUUAAGUCUUGGAAACUAUUCAGCUCUAUCCAUUGGGUAACAAAGUUCACUAAAGUAGUGAAAGUUCAUCGGAGUUUCAUUAAUUGCACAUUGGGACAGUGAAAUUAAUUCUAGAUUGCUCCAGCAGAGCUUCAACAUGCUGACACUGCCCCAACAGACUGAUCUGCCUCAGUGUGGGUUGCAAAUCUCAGAAUUAAACGCAAACAGAAAGUAAACAAAUUUAUAUUACGUGCAUCAGAAUGACAUUGUUUAAUUGCAAUGAUCCACUCGUCAUUCAUUCAUUCAAAUUCUUCCUAACAGCAUGAAACUGAAUUCGCUCCAAGUUGCCAAUUUCUGGUCUAUUAACACUAUAGAUACUCAAGAACUAUCAAAUAAGAAGACCAUUUUAAUGUGUGCAAACUUGUCUCAAAAUUGGUUGUUGCAGCUUAAGUGAUAACAAGCAUAUAUGGUGCACUCCUGAAUUCAAAUGCUUACCAAACUGCUUUAUCGGUGCAUGGAAUGAUCGGUAAAUUCACUUCCACCACCCUCCACCCCCAGCCAAGAAAGCUGUACCUUUGGAAUGGUCAUCCUCUAAACCAUGUUAGGGCCAAUGUUCUGGCAAGAUAUAUAACUGGGGUAAAGAGAGAGCUUUAAAUCUUGGAGGUGAGGGUUGAGGUUUGAGAAGAUGUAAUAAACUGACCUCAGCAUACAAUGUAAAGCGGCAAGGUUGCAAUAAGGGAAAUGAACAAGCAUCAGCAAGAAGGGACAAAGCAUGCAAACCUAAAAAAACGGAAUGUAUACUGGAGACAUUUCACACACAGUGCCACCAAAGGACCAGGCGCAAUCAUCAUCAAUCAUCAACAAUAAGUGCCAAAUCUUAGUCACGUCACUGUGGGGAAGCACCUGGUACAGGUCACAUUGUUCAUCAUAGGCAAGAAAAACAUCGGAUGACUCAGUAACAAUCGCCUGCAUGUAUCUGCUAACAGUUUCCUUACAGAACAGCAAUGGUGACAAUUCUUCUUGGGGACAAGAUGGAGAGGAGAGAACUGCAUAUAUAUUAAAAAUACAGAAGAUGGGUAAAAAGAAUGCGUCUUUUACUAAUCAACAGUAUCUUUUGUCUUUGGCUUCGGUAAUGAGACUUUCUGGAAAGAAAUAUAAUAAAUUAUAUCUAGUUUUGAAUUAUGUAUUAAUAAUCACAAAUGUCAGACUAUAUUGUUAAAUGCAAUUAAAAUGAAUAUUUAAACAGUUAUGUUAAG
Stegostoma tigrinum is the source of this 2883-nucleotide messenger RNA. It is a transcript of the gene kctd4, whose product is annotated as potassium channel tetramerization domain containing 4. The transcript is spliced from 3 exons. The record is from RefSeq and is a predicted model, not a curated record. Gene Ontology annotation, molecular function: protein binding. Lineage: Eukaryota; Metazoa; Chordata; Chondrichthyes; Orectolobiformes; Stegostomatidae. The coding region runs from base 409 to 1179 and encodes 256 amino acids. Gene Ontology annotation, biological process: protein homooligomerization.